AUGGAUCGGAAAUCUCUGCAGGUGUUCCCUGCAGAUGUUCAGCAGACUCUGCUGAUCAGAGGAGAUGCUCCUGAGGAAUGGAGACCUGAUGUGGACCAGCAGGACCCAGAACACCUCCACAUCAAGGAAGAAGAGGAGGAACUCUGGACCCAAUUGGAGGGAGAGAAGUUCAAUGUGAAGGAGGAGACUGAUGCCAGCAGGUUUUCAUUCACUGCAGUUCAUGUGAAGACUGAGGAUGACGAAGAGAAGCUUCUGUUCUCACAGCUUCAUCAGCAGAAUCCAGAGCCCCUCCACAUAAAGGAGGAAGAGGAGGAACUCUGGACCAGAUUAGAGGGAGAUCAGCUCAACAUGAAGGAGGAGACUGAUGCCAGCAGGUUUUCAUUCACCACAGUUCCUCUGAAGAGUGAGGAUGAUGAAGAGAAGCCUCUUUUCUCACAACUUCAUCAACAUCAAAGGGAGGACAGAGAUGUUCCAACCAGCAGCUCAGCUGACCAGAUGAAAGUAGAAGCUGAUGGAGAGGACUGUGGAGGAGCAGAAACCAGCAGGUGCCCAGAUUUAAAUCUUCAUGAAGAUGCUUCCAGCUCUUCAGAAACUGAAGUCAGUGAGGAUGAUGAAGAGGACGAGGAUGGGAACAAUCCUGACUCUCAGCUGGAACACUUGUCAGACACUGGGUCAACAACUGAAGACAGUGACAAAGACUGCAAGGAGAGCAGAGCUCCUGAUUCAGCUGUAAACUCUGUCAACAAAUGUUUCAGCUGCUCUGAGUGUGGUAAACAAUUUCUGCACAAACGGUCUCUUCAGAGACACAUGACAUGUCAUUCAACAGGAAGACGUUCAAGCUGUUUGGGUCAGAAGAAAAGUGUCAGAAAGAAGAAAAGUGUUUCGCAGCUUCAUAAGCUUCGGACUGCUUAUCACCUGCUGACUAUUCUCAUCAGCUGUUUUUCUGUCGGCCCUGUUAACGUCUCACCUCGGCCACCUUCUGGCACGAUCCUACCAGGACCCCCUGAACCCUGUAGAAUCUGGGAGCUUCUUGUGCGCAGGGAGGGGAUGUACCCGAGCCCCCACCCACCUCUGGGACUAAUGGGCUUGGCGUUUGCAGGAUGUUCAAAAUCUGCAGGAAGUCCCGAGUCUGCAGAAGGUUCCACGUUCCUGAGUUCCACAUCUGUUCCUGAAAGUUCCACGUUCCUGAGUUCCGACAUUGAGUCCUCUGCAGAGGUCCUUAAGUCCGCUGCAGUAGCUGAAGUGCUGACACCCUCUGCAGCAGCGUCUCCUCCAUCACCUGCAGAGACCACGGUCCUCCCACUUCUCACUCCCGGUGCAGGGGAACUCAUGGGUUCUUAG
This is a messenger RNA of Nematolebias whitei (Rio pearlfish), 1341 nucleotides long. RefSeq lists its product as uncharacterized. The record is from RefSeq and is a predicted model, not a curated record. The transcript is spliced from 4 exons. Lineage: Eukaryota; Metazoa; Chordata; Actinopteri; Cyprinodontiformes; Rivulidae. Bases 1 to 1341 code for a protein of 446 amino acids.